AUAGAAAAACUUAUUGCCCAACCCACACUUACCACUAUAUCAAAGUUGGAAGAGAAUGCAUUACUACGAAAAAUUUAUGGGUUCCCUUGACCAUUGUAAUGAAGUAUGAGUCUAAGUUAUAUGUAGAACCUAUUUUUUAUUUAUUAUUAAUUAUUAUGAAAUUUUUAACUUUAAUUAUACUUGUAGAUAGAUAUUCCCAUUUUCAUCAUGAAACACUACAUGCUUGCUCGAGUAAUUAUAAAAGAAAGAAAAGUUGAAGUUUGGGACUCACUUGCUCAUGAAAAGUCUCCUAUAUUACAAUCAUCUAAGAUUGUCGAGAUUUUACGCAAUCUUGAUUUGGGCUUGGAGAAUCAAAUAAAAAAUACCCCUUGUAAUUUCAAUUUUGCUAGCUUUUGUAUUGUUCGUGCAACUAAUGUCCCUAGACAAUCAAAUUUGUACGAUUGUGGAGUCUUCGUCAUAUUAUUUAUGAUUCAUGGUUGCAAGCUUGAUUCAAGGUCUUUCAUGUUUGACUCUAAUGAAGAGAGGUGUUACAUAACUACGUGGCUUGCAAGUUCAAACUUCAAUAAGAAUAUAGGAGAAUUAAUGCAGAAAGCCCGAUAUUACAAUUCAAGAAGACGAUAAUAGCAUGGUUGCACUUAUUUUUUUUUUUAUGUAGAAUAUUAAUAUUUUGAAUAAAGUUGU
Humulus lupulus (European hop) is the source of this 681-nucleotide messenger RNA. RefSeq lists its product as uncharacterized. Gene Ontology annotation, cellular component: nucleus. Lineage: Eukaryota; Viridiplantae; Streptophyta; Magnoliopsida; Rosales; Cannabaceae. Gene Ontology annotation, biological process: protein desumoylation. Bases 208 to 621 code for a protein of 137 amino acids. The record is from RefSeq and is a predicted model, not a curated record. The transcript has 3 exons. Gene Ontology annotation, molecular function: deSUMOylase activity.